AUGGAUGAGACUGUUGCUGAGUACAUUCGAAGGACUGUACUGAAAAUCCCCCGAGAUGAAAUCAAAUCAAUGCUACAGAAAUGGGGCUUUCUCUCUGAGGCGCAGCUGCAAACCAUAAACUUCCACCAGAUAAAGGACAACAUUUCUCAAGAAGUUGUUCAUCUCUGUGAGGAAAAUUCUGCAGACAUAAAGCAAGCAGCUGUCCUAGACAUCAUUUACAACUCCAUCUAUCCAAACAAAAGAGUGUGGAGUGUUUACCAAAUGCAGAAAACAGGGGAAGAACCAGAAAUUUUUGAUUUACAAAGUUUCAAAAAAAAAUUUAAAAGACGACUUCUGUCAGCCUUGGAAAAUGUCACCAUCAAUUUAAGAGAAUGUGAGGAUAACGCAAUCUGGAUUAGGAUUGCCUGGGGGACACCGUAUACAAAACCAAACCAAUACAAGACCAGCUAUGUUGUAUACCAUUCACAGACUCCUUAUGUCUUCAUUUCUGCUUCAGUGCUUAAAAGCAACUUGCCUCUGCUGUGUCAGGCCCUGGUUGUUGCUUCCAGUUACCAUGGCAUCCGGGAAAUGGAGCUUCGAAGUCAUUCUUUAAACUCCCUUAAAGAUAUUGUGUUUAAGAGAUAUAGCCAGAACUUCCAAACUUAUUGUCCAAGACCUGUACAAGAAAGGAAUGGAGAACCAGAAAGUGCAGAUUUAAGGAUAAUUCAAGAAAACAGAAGUGAGAAAGAAAGAAUACAGAGAGUGACUUGGGAGAUUUUUGGUGAUGGUCCCCAACCACAACUUGAAUUUGCACAAUAUAAGCUUGAGACGAUGUUUAAAAGUGAUCCUAGAAUGGAAGUUUUGGAUAAAGAAGAACCAUUCAGAUGUCUGGUCAAGUUUUCUAGUCCACAUCUUUUAGAAUCACUGAAAUCCUUGGUGCCAGCAGGUAUGGCUGAUGCACCACUUUCACCACUGCUUACAUGUAUAACACAAAAAGCUAGGAAUAAUUUCAAAAUUAAAGAGAAAAAAGGUUUCUUCCCAGGAAGCUUUGUAAGCCCUUAA
This is a messenger RNA of Indicator indicator, 1041 nucleotides long. It is a transcript of the gene CENPN, whose product is annotated as centromere protein N. The transcript is spliced from 10 exons. The coding region runs from base 1 to 1041 and encodes 346 amino acids. The record is from RefSeq and is a predicted model, not a curated record. Gene Ontology annotation, biological process: chromosome segregation; CENP-A containing chromatin assembly. Lineage: Eukaryota; Metazoa; Chordata; Aves; Piciformes; Indicatoridae.